GCUCGCCGUUGCAAACCGAUAAGCAGAAAAUGUGCGCUGCGCUAUGCGUGUAUUUUGCCUUGAUAAGUCACGAGCGGCGCGGAUAAAUUUUCCUACCCGUAAUUGGCACAUCCAUAAGUCAGUUGAUCGAGGAGCACGGCUGCUUUUCCUCUUGGCCAGUGGCCCCGCGCGCGGCAUAAUAGCAUUACGCGCCUCGUAUUGUCCAAUAAUUUGCCCAACCGACCGUUGGGCCGCUGAUCACAGCUAUCGCGUUGAUUAGUGAAUAGUGCCGACCUCGUACUUCAAUACCCGACUAGCGCAUCGCCACUGCUGACUUGGAGAGCGACGGAUUCCAAACGCCGCUAUCUCGUAUUUUCUUGACUUUCAGAUUAAGAUGGUAAACGGAUGCCGGCUGAACAACGCAACAACGUCUUCUUCAAACAAUGGAAAAUCCACAGAUGACACUCAGAAAUGCCCUAAACAUGAAAUUGAAGUGGAAGUUCUGGUUUUAGGAAAGGAUUUCAACAAUCAAAACCAGGAUGUGGAUUUUGAGACAGCCAUCGAGAUGACAGGAUACGGCAGAUUCCACUACUUCCUUUUGGUCGUGUGUGGUUUCGUGAGCACAAGCGAAGAAAUGGACGUGGUGUCCAUGUCGUUCAUCCUGCCGUCGGCGCAGUGCGAUUUAAAACUCAAUACGUAUACGAAAGGCUGGCUAAACAGCAUCAUCUUCAUCGGAAUGAUGUCCGGCGCAUACAUCUGGGGUUCGGUGGCCGACUCGUUGGGGCGGAAAAAGGUGUUGAUACUCAUUUCGGUCAUGACGGGCAUAUGCAUCUUGGCCUCCGGCUUCAGCCAGAGCUACUCGCUCUUUAUGUUUUUCCGCUUUCUCAACGGAGCAGCUUUAGGCGGCAGCGGCCCCGUUAUUUGGUCCUACUUCGCCGAAUUUCAGCCGAAGAAGAAACGCGGCUCAAUGCUUAGUUUCAUGGCUGCCUUUUGGACUCUGGGUAACCUUUUCGUGGCAGGUUUGGCGUGGAUAGUGAUACCCAGCGGGAUAGGUUACGAGUCCCCUGACUUCAAGCUCAACUCGUGGCGAAUCUAUCUACUGAUUUGCUCGCUGCCCAGUUUCUUGGUUGCAAUGCUACUCUGCUUCCUACCAGAGAGCCCGAAGUUUCUUCUGAGCAGGGGCGAGCAUGACAAGGCGAUUGAGGUUUUCAGACACAUUUACGUGAUGAACACGGGAAGCGACGCUUCCUCUUAUCCGGUGAGAACUUUGGAGGUAGCAAAAAAAGCAAUCGAGCUCAAGUUCAAUGAAGAAUACGCGAGCAAAAACUCUUGCAGCGGCAUGUUGGGCGACGUCAUGAGAAACGGCAAACAGCUUUUUACGUCACCUAUUCUCAAGUUUACGGUUAUUUCUAUUGUGAUCAACUUUUCCUUUCAUAUUGGUUACUACGGACUGAUGAUGUGGUUCCCCGAGCUAUUCAACCGCUUCAAUGAAUACAGUCAGGCGCACCCUGGCCAGCCGGCCACAAUAUGCGGCGUCACGGAAUAUGUGGUCAAUUCGGGAGUCAACUCGGAAAACUCUGCAACCUGCUCGGAGAAGAUCGCGGGCUCAGUAUUCCUCGAAUCACUCAUCACGGUUGCGGCCGCUAUUCCAAGCAACAUUUUCGCGGUUCUGGGCAUCGACAGAUUAGGCAGAAAAUUCUUCCUUGUUUUCAGUACUUUUACUUCGGGAAUGUGCGCCAUCGGGCUCUACUUUGUGCACAGUUCAACUACUAACCUAGUUGUCUCCGCUGUCUUUAGUAGCGCCAUCAGCUGCGGAAAUGCAGCCCUUGACUGUCUCAUUACUGAGGUCUUUCCAACAAAUUUGAGAGCGACCGGAGUGGCAGUUUCAAUGAUAGCAGCGAGAUUGGGAGGAAUCAUAGGAAAUAUUGUGAUAGCCACGUUGCUUGACUUGUACUGUCCCGCUCCAACAUUCAUAAUAGCAUUCCUGCUCAUAGGUGGUGGAUUGUUGUGCCUCUUCCUGCCAAACACGACCAGGGCGCCACUAGCCUGAUUUCGCCACUAACGUACCAUUGUGAUACUUGACUUUGCUUUUGAUGAGUAAAGCGAUGCCAAUUAAAGCUUUGAUAAUUAAUAAAUAAAGAAUGAAACUUAAUGAAA
Messenger RNA from Cloeon dipterum, 2136 nucleotides. RefSeq names its product synaptic vesicle glycoprotein 2B. Gene Ontology annotation, cellular component: membrane. Gene Ontology annotation, molecular function: transmembrane transporter activity. Lineage: Eukaryota; Metazoa; Arthropoda; Insecta; Ephemeroptera; Baetidae. Gene Ontology annotation, biological process: transmembrane transport. The record is from RefSeq and is a predicted model, not a curated record. The transcript has 13 exons. Bases 374 to 2029 code for a protein of 551 amino acids.